AUGGACCGCCACGACCACCGCAGGCACAGGAGGAGAAGCAGGAGUGCGGAGCGGGACCGGCGCCGACGAAGCAGCAGCAGGGAUCGCGACCGGCGCGGAGAGAGGAGCGACAGGCACCGGCGAGAUCGUGACACGCACCGGGAGCGGCGCGAGGACGCGCGCGACGGGCGGGACCGACACCGUCGCGACGACGGGGACCGGCAGCGCCCCUCCGAGCGGCGGGAGCGCAGGAGCCCGUCGCCAGGGCCCCGCGAGCACAGGAGUGCGUCGCCCGAGGGAGCCCGUCCCAGGUACGGGCCGCGCGACGACCGGCCGGACACGCGCACGUGCCGUGUGUGCGGGCAGGAGGGGCACAUUGGCGUCAACUGCCCGACGCGGACGUGCCACAAGUGCAAGCAGCCAGGCCACAUCGCGCGGGACUGCCCGCACGCAGCGGACGACGGGGCGCGCGCCGCGCCGCCUCCGCAGGACGACGCCCCCGCGCAGCCACAGAGACCCCCGGAGGAGCCCAACUUCGGCCUGUCCGGCGCGCUGGCGCAGGAGACACACGAGGUUGCGGGGUCGGCGGUGGCGUACGCGGAGCCGCCCGAGGCGAAGAAGCCGACGCGGCGGUGGCGGUUCUACGUGUUCAAGGGCGGGGAGAUCCUGGGCGACCCGCUGGAGGUGCAGAGCUCGUCGUGGUACCUCUUUGGGCGGGACCGCAAGGUGGUGGACAUCCCGACGGACCACCCGUCGUGCAGCAAGAGCCACGCGGUGCUGCAGUACCGGGAGGUGACGGUGGAGGGCGCGGACGGCAUGGAGCGCGCGGAGGUGCGGCCGUACGUCAUGGACCUGGGCUCCACCAACGGCACGUACCUCAACGGGGAGCGCAUCGAGGAGCGCCGCUACUACCAGCUCCUCGAACGCGACGUCGUCAAAAUGGGCAACUCGUCGCGGGAGUACGUCCUCAUGGACGCGUCCGGCGUGUGA
This is a messenger RNA of Pedinophyceae sp. YPF-701, 969 nucleotides long. The record is from the annotation of a GenBank genome assembly. NCBI's taxonomy places the organism in Eukaryota, Viridiplantae, Chlorophyta, Pedinophyceae.